Molecule: messenger RNA, 2571 nt
Organism: Penaeus chinensis
Lineage: Eukaryota; Metazoa; Arthropoda; Malacostraca; Decapoda; Penaeidae
Product: protein SpAN-like
Exons: 17
Coding region: 1-2451 (816 amino acids)
Biological process (GO): proteolysis
Molecular function (GO): metalloendopeptidase activity; zinc ion binding
Source: RefSeq, a predicted model, not a curated record
AUGGCUCCUCUUAGCUGCACCGACGUUGGCUCUCGACUCACCAUGGCCAAAGUCAGCUGCUGGGUCUUGGCUGUCACGGCCGUCGUCGUUCUCUCCUGCGCUCAGUGCGAGGAGACCACUGCCCAUCCUGAACCCAUUAUACUGUACCGAGACGUCGAUGGCACAACUGAUCAUCCUGAACCAAUCAUAUUGUAUAAGGACGUCGAUGGCACAACUGAUCAUCCUGAACCAAUCAUAUUGUAUAAGGGCAAAUCCGUCAACAUUCUUACUGGAAAUAAUUCUGUCGAAAUAAACAGAGAUGGACUGCCAAAGGCCUUCGUUUCACUGCACGAGUUCGAGGUAACCAAUCCUGAUAGCGUGCCUGAGGGCGAGCUGUUUGAGAAGGACAUCCUGCUGACACCUCGCCAGUGGCAGGAGAUGAAGGAGAGGAAAGCCAUUACCGAUGCGCGCUACCGUUGGCAAAUUCCCGUGCUUUAUACUUUCGCUGACAGCAACGUAAACAGAGCCGUGUGCCGGGAAGCAAUGGACCACUGGACAGAGCACACUUGCCUUAGCUUCAAGGAAACCAGCGACUUGUCGAUUCCUCACUUGAAGUUCAAGAAGCUCACCGGUUGCUACUCCUACCUCGGCCGGCUGUGGUGGCAGAGUGGCCAAGACAUUUCCAUCGGGGAAAACUGCGACACGCUUGGCAUCGUCGCCCAUGAGAUCGGGCACGCCAUGGGCUUCUUCCACGAGCAGUCCCGCCCUGACCGAGACUCCUACGUCCGAAUCAACGAGGAGAACAUCAUUACAGACAGGUUAUCUCAGUUCGAAAAACAGACCACAUACAUCGACACCUAUUCCUUGCCUUAUGACUACAGCUCCGUUAUGCAUUAUGGUUCCAAGUACUUCACCAAGAAUGGCAAGUUCACCAUCUCUACCUUGGACCCCUUCGCGCAGGAAAUCAUAGGAUCUCGCACAGGCCUUUCUCACUACGACAAGUUACUUGCCAACCGCAUGUACUCUUGCAUAGACAAGUGGAUGACACAGUGCGGACUCAGCAGCGACCCGUGCCAGAACUAUGGGUACACCGGCAAAGACUGUUCCUGCGUGUGCCCACCUGGAACCUCGGGCACCAACUGUGAGAUCACCACUGCAGGAUACUAUGACGACAAGCUGUCCUCAUGCACCGAGGAAGUCACGACAGAGAAAACGAUCACCUCGCCUAACUAUCCUAACAAUUACGACUCCGGCGUCAAAUGCACCAAGAAGAUCAUUGCCCCCGAGUGCUACUCCCCGCGGGUGACCUUCCGUUCCUUCAGGCUGUACGGCCGCAGCACCUGCAGCGACGGGUCCUCCUGCUGCUACUACGACGGGCUCAGAGUGACCUUCACCAGCCUCGGCACCGCCGAAUGGUUCUGCGGCCAAGACAUUGCCUCGGGCCGAUUCUUCCAGGCGGCCGGCCAGGAGCUGUUCUUGUACUUCGAGACAAGGACCAACUUCUACUCGGGAUGGACAGCAGACGUCACCUUCGUUCCCAAGUCUGGAUGCACCCCUACGGCUACUACGACUACUCCGGCAACGACCACAACUACAACAACGACAACAACUCCUACGACAACUACUACAACAACAACUACUACUACUACCACUACCACUACCACCACCACUACCACCACCACCACUACUACUACUACUACUACUACUACUACUACUCCAACAACAACUCCAACAACAACGGCAACGUCUGUUGCAACGACUACAGCAGCGCAGGCCGUCUGCCAGCUGCGAGCAGUCGAGAAUGGCUACGAAUGGACUUCCCCCAAUUUCGGUGUACAGAAUUAUCCCAGUGACUUUACCUGCAACGUUAGGGGGAAUGCGAAUACACCCACGUCAGCACGGUUCAUCUUCAAUGCCUUCGAACUGCAACCGAAGACAAAAACCGGCUGUAAAGAUUUCGUGGAGUUUGACCUUCCAUACAGCAGAAAGAAAAGAUUGUGUGGUUCCCGAACCGGAUUAUUUAAGGUACCAAAUUACAAGUUUGACAUGCAGUUCCGUAGCAACUCCGCUGUCACCGCCCCGGGAUACAACAUAACCAUCACGGAUAAACAGACGUCGUGUCACAUGAAAAUUGUGACCGGAAGCCUUGGUGACACGGGCGUCAUCCGUACCCCGCGUUACCCGAAGCGCCACUUGAGCAACGCCGUCUGCGAGUGGUGGAUCCUUGCCCCGAAUGGCUACAGGGUCAGACUCGACUUCAUCAACCAUUCGACUCGCUGGACCAAGAACUGUCAAGGGAACUACCUGGUCGUCGACACGAGCGGAACCAGGUCAUACGCCCGAGAAAACAGCCGUAUCUUCUGCGGAAGUAAUACCCCAGCGCCUCUCACCUCCGCCGCAAAUGAAAUCGAUCUCGUCUACAUGGGGAAGCGUCGUAGCCAAGGUUUCAAGAUCCGCUACACUGUCGUCUAACAUGCCUUACACGAGAGAUUUACAUUAAUUCAAUUGUAUCCCUGAGUAGUCAGGAUUUUUGGUAAGGAAAAAAAAUAUCUGUGGUUCGGGGAGUAUCAUGGAAUUAAAAAGCAUUAAUCA